Dermacentor albipictus is the source of this 4353-nucleotide messenger RNA. RefSeq names its product sodium-dependent phosphate transport protein 2B-like. Gene Ontology annotation, cellular component: membrane. The record is from RefSeq and is a predicted model, not a curated record. Gene Ontology annotation, biological process: sodium-dependent phosphate transport. Gene Ontology annotation, molecular function: sodium:phosphate symporter activity. Lineage: Eukaryota; Metazoa; Arthropoda; Arachnida; Ixodida; Ixodidae.
UGUGCCUUGUGGAUCCGAGAAGCGAAGAGUCGGGCAGGUGCCGUCAAAGUCGAAAGGUGUCGUGAUCAGCGCUCCGCGUCCAUCCGGAAAGCGAAGGGCCGUACUGCUGUCGGUCAAUCCGGCGCUCUCGGCGCUCAGGGGACACGUCAAGUUGGCGAACACGUAAGCAGCGUACGUCAUCUGCAUAAACAGUAGGCGUAAGUUUCUGGUGGCCAUGUCGGCGCCAGAUCCCAGAGUUCCAUCUCCUAACAAGGCCUCGACGUGCUUCCCAGAGGUGAAGAAGGUGUGGGUCUACGGCCGGUAUGUCUGUGGCGCUGCUCGUUCACCGCGGCGGCUGUCACUUCGCGGCCCACGCGACUGCUUCGACGCUGCCCAUUCUGAGGUGCAAAGGCUCGCUCCCCUGCAGAGGCUGGUGACACCGGUUUACCGGCGAACGACGACUGUACGGGUUCUGCAGACGCCUCGGGUCCGGUGGUGCCGGAAAGGCUCGGGUGGCAACCAUGACGGCGACUCUGGACGCCUCUAAGCUCGAGCUCGAUCAGCAGGCGAAGCAGGUCAAGAUCAAAAUGGGCGCCGACACACCGCAAAAGGCGGACAUAAACGCCAACGCGACGCCCCAGGACGCUUCUGAUCCCUGGGCACUACCUGUCCUCGAGGACCAGGGGGUCAAGUGGUCAGAGCUCAGCCCUGGCGGCAAGAUCCAGCGGGUGGCGCUGGGCCUGUGCAAGGGCCUGUGCCUGGUCGCGCUGCUCUACAUGUUCAUCUGCUCGCUGGACUUCCUCAGCUCGGCGUUCCGCCUGGUCGGCGGCAAGACGGCCGGCAAGGUGAUGCAGCAGAACGAGGUCCUCAAGAACCCCGUCGUCGGCCUCAUGAUCGGCGUGCUCUCCACCGUCCUCGUGCAGAGCUCCUCGACCUCGUCCUCCAUCAUCAUCACCAUGGUCGGCGCGAACCUGAUCCAGGUUCGCGACGCCAUACCCAUCAUCAUGGGCGCCAACAUCGGCACGUCGGUGACCAACACCAUCGUGUCGCUGAUGCAGAGCGGCGAGCGAAACGAGUUCCGCAGGGCCUUCGCCGCUGCCACCGUGCACGACAUGUUCAACUGGCUCACGGUCAUCGUCCUGCUGCCCUUGGAGGUCGCCUUCGGUGUACUCUACCACUUGACCAGCGCCAUCAUGAACUCCACCAACUGGACGACUAACAAAAAUGCUAACAGGGACUUCUUGCAAGUCUUGACGAAGCCGUUUACCAGCCUUAUUAUUCAGUUGGACAAAAAGGUAAUCGAGAAAGUUGCUAUCGGGGACGAGACAUACUACAACCAAUCUUUGAUCAAACGGUGUUGCAACGCGACCAGCGAUGGAUGUGUCACACAUUGCAAAUUCGCCCUGGCCUCCCUGGACUGGCAAGACAGCUUCGUUGGCCUCUUGCUGCUGGGCAUUUCCCUGCUGACGCUCUGCGUCUGCCUCAUCCUCAUGGUCAAGCUGCUGCACACGAUGCUUCGCGGUCGCAUCGCGGUCAUCAUUAAGACGACAGUGAACGCCGAGUACAGGUUCCCGUACUCCGUGCUGGUCGGUUACGUCGCCAUCCUGCUCGGCUGCGUCAUGACCAUCCUCGUGCAGAGCUCUUCCAUCUUCACCUCGGCGCUGACGCCGCUGGCGGGCAUCGGCGUCAUCAGCCUGGAGCGCAUCUACCCGCUGACCCUGGGCUCCAACAUCGGCACCACGACCACGGGCAUUCUGGCGGCGCUCGCCGCGGACUCGAGCCGCAUCAAGUACACGUUGCAGAUCUCCUUCUGCCACCUCUUCUUCAACGUGCUGGGCAUCUUGAUGUUCUACCCGCUGCCCUUCACUCGCUUCCCCAUCCAGCUGGCCAAGAUCCUGGGCAACACGACCGCCAAGUACCGCUGGUUCUCGGUUCUCUACCUGCUGUGCAUGUUCCUCUUCUUUCCGGCGGCCGUGUUCGGGCUGUCCAUGGCCGGCAUGGUCGUGUUCAUGGUGGUCCUCAUUCCCAUCCUGGUCAUCCUCGCUGCGGUGAUCGCCGUCAACCUUCUUCAGCGGAAGGCGCCCCACGUGCUGCCCGAGAAGCUGCGCAGCUGGCUGUGGCUGCCGGAGUGGAUGCGUUCGCUGGACCCGCUCGACCGCGUCAUCGGAGCCGUCGUUGGCCGGUGCGGCUGCUGCCAGCGGCUGUGCCCGCCCCAGACGGCGCACGACGCCUCGGCCAUGCCCACGAUGCGGGAGGUGUCGUCCCAGAUGAACUUCAUCGAGUCUCGCCGGUCGUCCUGCCCGUCGGACUCGCAGUCUGACCUACAGGCCUUCGAGAACUCUGCUUUCAACUGGACUAAAGACAAGCAGAAUGGUGGCGCCACGUUUAUAACCCAGCUAUAGCGCCCCCGCAGGUCAUGUGCUGUGAUGUAAAUACGCGCAUCUUUAUAUAUAUGUGUAUUAUAUAUACGCGAACUCCUGCCUUGUAUAUAAGACUUCAUGUGUGUGCAUGUGUGCGCGAGCGAUAUGUGAGUGCGUUCGAGUGGCUCCAGCGAACGUGGUUGGCGUGGUUUUUUUCGCGGGUGUGUCUGACAACAUAGAAGCCUUACUUGUAGCCUAGAACUUGCAUUAGAGCACUAGCCGCGAACGUUACUUUCUCGCUGUGUGUUACCAGUCGUCGUUAGGUUUUCCACAUCUAUCUCGUAGUACAUAUAGCGAACAAUACUACUAUAGAUGUCCACGCGGUAUUCCUGUAGAAGUGGCAGAGAUCGCCAGACUAUUGUGAUAAGUCUUUCUUGGGCACCUAUGAAACAUCGUUGGCGAAAGUAGUCAGUGGCGUAGUACAGUUAACCACGUAGGUCGACGACUAAGCGAGCUGUAAGCUUCUUUCGUGCUUUUGAUCUCACAUCAGUAUCGUUAAAGUACUAGAUAUCGAUGUCUAGGCACCUGUCGGAUUUCGCUAGCGAAGUUGUCCACCAAAUGCUGUAGUACAUCGCUGUAAUAUCGGAGAGAAAAAAAAAAGUGCCAUUCAGAAAGCUUACUUUACUGCUUUCUGGCGCAGGUAUCGCUUUCAGUACUUCGUAGUCAUAGUUACGGCAGCAUGUAGGUUUUUAAUCUGUUCACCAUUUUAUCGCGCACUUCGAAGCGACGUUGAAAGGUGCUGCAGUCUUGGAACGCAGAACGACCUUGGAAUGCGCUUUGUGGCUGCAUUCGUGUAGAGGUCGUCUUGCCCCGCAAAUCAAUAGGAGCGCAACCUUUGUCGUAAAGUGCCACCACGCAGCGCUUUAGUGUUUUAUCUUUUUUUUAUUACACGUGACCUAAUGUUAGAUAAUAUUAGGCCAUCUCAUCGUCAACAUUUUUUUUCUCGUCCGACAGUGUCGCAAUCUAUUCCUUUUUGCCACCCGGACCCUCGAGCAUCCCUUUCCCCCCACUCCUUGUAAAUGUGAGAACGUGACCCGACUGGCUUUCCGUUCUUCGCAUUCUAGCUUGUCCGCCGCAGGGUCUACCUUAGAAACAUACAUUCCAAGGCAUCGGACGUGCACACUUAGGUCGUCUCGUGUGCGGUACUUAGAACAUUACUCGAGGUAAAAAAAAAAAAGUCCAUCUGAAUUUUCGAGACCCUGUAUGUGUACCUCGUUGUCGUCGCAUCAUGCACAUCUCUUGGUGUCGCGAUCGUGUUUCGCAUUACACGUAGCCAAGUGCUUUCUGGUUCGUCCACCCAAUGGCAUGUGCACCUCACGCUAUGUCGUCGGCGGCAGUUCGGCGCGCGCAUGCUGCAAGUCAUCGGUGCACAGUACGCUACUACGGAGUGCCUGCAAAAGUGUCAUGUCCCUGUCUUCCCUGUACAGUCUGUCCUGUGCUUAGCUUCUGUUACUGAAUCGGCGGAUGACUUAGCCGCAUCUUUACCGAGCAAAAGGUUGGCCACUCUCCUUUCGGCUCAUUUUUUUAGCUUCGGGAAAAGAGUUCAAAGUUCGCGCGUACGAGGCCGUGGGUGCCUGCUCCGUUUGAUCCCACGGAGAUUCUUUGGACUGUUCUGGGCAGCGUGCUGGUGACGCGUUUACAACAGUUUGCCGGGACCCACCGAUGGUGCGACGUGUACAGAAUGCAAUUUGCGCUUUCGGCUAGCGCCGGAGUCUCUGCAUUUCCGAAGGAGCGGAAUACUGGAGUGGUUACGUGUGCGUAUUCCGUUAUCUUGCGAUAUGAUCAUCUUUUGCAUUGUUUUACUCUUUGAAAGGAAAAAAAGAAGCCCGUUUCAUUAUUUAUUAUGUUCAGUGUCAACCUCUCGAAGAGCGAAAGAAAAAGUCGCAUUCAAUCAGUACAAUCAAGGUUGAGCAAACUGAAGCAGAAAUAAAAUGUUUUUAAUUCCUUUUUCUAA